Paramecium pentaurelia is the source of this 600-nucleotide messenger RNA. Lineage: Eukaryota; Ciliophora; Oligohymenophorea; Peniculida; Parameciidae. The record is from the annotation of a GenBank genome assembly.
AAUGGGUAAACAUAAAAGUAGAAGCAGAUCAAGAUCACAUGAAAAAAAGAAACAUAAAAUAGAGAAAUAAAAAUAAAAAGAUAGUGGAAUUGAAUCUAAAGAUUGGAGAAAAGAUAAAAUAGAUAUAGGAUAAAAAUCUGUAUAAGCAGGAUUAGAUGUUUUAGAAAUUAUAAAAAAAGAAAGAUAAGAAGAUGAAGAAAAAUUAGAGUAAUGGAAAAAGAAGGUUGGAUACACUGGAUUAAAAGUCAAAGCUCCAUUAAAUAUUUAUGAAGAAGUAUAAAAAUUCAAUUAAUAAAUUUUUAGAUCAUGAAAAAGAAUAUUGUAGCUCCUGUUAAACCUAUUAAUCCUUCUUUAUUAAAUAAUCCAUAGGCACCUAGAAUGAUUGAAAUUUUAGUCAAUGAUAGAUUAGGCAAAAAAGAAAGAAUUAAGUGUUGUCCCCAAGAUAAGAUAGGAGAUCUUAAAAAAUUGAUUGCUGCCAAAAUAGGUGUUAGACCUGAAAAGAUCAGACUUUAGAAAUAACAUAGUGUUUUUAAGGAUCAUAUAACUUUAGAGGAUUAUGAAAUAAAACAUGAAAUGUGCUUGGAAAUGUAUUAUAAUUGA